AUGGAGGCGCCCCACCCCGACCAACGACCAGCAAAGAAGCGCCGCUUUUUCGCACAAGACUCGUCGCCAGCCCAAGCACGCUCGAAGCCGUCCCAUCCACGUCGGCCGUCCGCGCCGUCCCCGCCGUCCCCGCCGUCCCCGCCGUCCCCGCCGUCCCCGCCACACGCACCCUCGAGUCCAACACGCCUACCCGACCAAGGGCAAGACGGCCCCCGUGUACCAGCACGCGAUGGCUUCGACGUGGACAUGCUGCAGGCCGUCGUGGGAGCGCUGCCCGCCUCCACCCUGCAGAAGCUCAAGGACGUCAGCAGCAGCCAUGUGGAGAGAGCAAUCAACCUGUAUCUCGACGGCUCAUGGGCCUCUGCCUCUGCCUCUGCCUCUGCCUCUGCUCCUGCCUCUGCCUCUGCCCCUGCUCCUGCCCCUGCCCCCGCGCCCGCUCCUACCCCCGCGCCUGCUCCUACCCCCGCCGCCCUCUUCCUACCACGCCCCCACUCCGUCCAGACGACGAUAGCGAGCUCACUGCAACGCACCGAGUCCCAAGACUCGCUCGCCUCGCAAGCCUCCGCGCCCUCGACGCCCAUGGCCCGCCUGCUGAGAGACACGCCUCCCAAGCGCUACAUUGGUUCGUUCGGAGUCGUGGGCUGGGCGACGACGAGCGGCACACGACUGCUCAAGCACAACGACAAGCUCACCGUGGAGCGCUUCAAGAGGCAGCCAAAAUCCAAGAAGCGUGUCGUCGCCCUCCAGAAGCAGGACAUUGUCGUGCGAUUCACAAACGAGCGAGGCCAGGAGGUCGGGAGGCUGGAAAACGAGUCGGCAGCCUGGGUGUCGGCCUUGAUCGACCAGAAGGUCUGCUCCUUCGACGGCACCUGCGUAUACGCCCCAGACAGGAUACGAACGAGCGACACGAUAUACCUCCAACUGCACGCCCAUCUCCUGCGCGCCGCUUUCGAUAAGCGCAACUUCACCAACCCGGACGACAACCGAGAGGUUAGCAUCUUCGAAGAGAAGGAGACGUCCGACGAGCGCGAUCUGAGGAUGCGCCAGGUCGGUCUGGUGAAGCUCUUCGACUCCAUCAACCUGCACCCCUCACGUCGGAAUGAAAACACGGAAAAGCACAAGCGCCAACGUCUUCUGCAGGCAGCAGAGAGCGCCGAGAGCAAGGACGAAAAGCCCAAGCCGAACAACGGGACGCCUGCAAACGGCACGUCUUCGCCACCAGGCGACGAAGCUGAAGAGGGCGCAGAGCUCGAACAGGACCAGCUGGACUCGUUGUACAAGAAAGCGCAGUCGUUCGAUUUCAACACACCUACAAUGGAGCCUGCGGACACAUUCGUCAUGCACCUUCGCAAGUACCAGAAGCAGGCCCUACACUGGAUGGUCGGAAAAGAAAAGGACGAAUCGCUCCAAGCCAAGGACCUCUCCAUGCACCCAUUGUGGGAAGAGUACCAGUGGCCCGACAAGGACGCUGAUGAUCAAGACCUGCCCACCGUCCAGGACCAAGCCAUGUUCUACGUCAACCCCUACUCUGGCCAACUUUCGCUAGACUUCCCCAGGCAAGAGCAAAACUGUCUCGGCGGCAUCCUGGCUGACGAGAUGGGGCUCGGCAAGACCAUCGAAAUGAUGAGCUUGAUUCACACGCACAGAAACCAUCCAGACCAGACCGAACAAUCAGCCGCACCCAAAGCGCUUCCUCGCUUGCAAAAGACCAGUGCAGCGGUUGAGCCGGCGCCCUACACCACCCUGGUCAUCGCGCCUAUGUCCUUGCUUGCACAAUGGCACAGCGAAGCGGAGAAGGCGUCGAAAGAAGGUACCAUGAAAGCCAUGAUCUAUUACGGAUCGGAAAAGGCCGUCAACCUCCAGAAACUCUGCUGUGCAUCCAACGCCGCCAACGCUCCCAACCUAAUCAUCACCAGUUACGGCACAGUUCUGUCUGAAUUCAAUCAGGUCGCUGCUCAACAUGGCAACAGAGGGUCGCACGGUGGUAUCUUCUCGCUGGAAUACUUCCGCAUCAUCCUCGAUGAAGCGCACUACAUCAAAAACAGGCAGUCCAAGACAGCAAAAGCUUGUUACGAGCUCAGCGCGAGGCAUCGAUGGGUGCUUACGGGUACGCCAAUUGUCAAUCGACUCGAGGAUCUGUUUAGUCUGGUGCGCUUCCUAAAGGUCGAACCCUGGAGCAACUUUUCCUUCUGGAAGACAUUCAUCACAGUACCCUUUGAAGCAGGCGACUUCAUCCGCGCUCUCGACGUGGUGCAAACCGUCCUCGAGCCGCUUGUUUUGCGCCGAACAAAGGACAUGAAAACGCCCGACGGUGAGGCUCUGGUACCUCUACCACCAAAGGUCAUCGACAUCGAGCGCAUCAUCCUAUCACAAGACGAGCGAGAUGUGUACGACCACAUCUACUUGCGAGCAAAGAGCGUUUUCACACAAAACGCCGAGUCUGGCAUGCUGCUGAAGAACUACACCACCAUCUUCGCUCAAAUCCUCCGUCUCAGGCAAUCAUGCUGUCACCCCAUCCUAACGCGUAAAUCUAGCCUCGUCGCCGACGAACUCGAAGGCAACGUGGCGUCUGAUCUUGCCAAUGGUCUUGCCGACGACAUGGAUCUCUCCAGUUUGAUCGAGCGCUUCACCGCCGAUAGCGACCAAGACGUCAACAAAUUCGGCGCCCAUGUCCUCAAGCAGAUUCAAGACGAAGCCGAGGCCGAAUGUCCCUUGUGCUUCGAAGAACCUAUGGCCGACCAGGCCGUCACUGGCUGCUGGCAUUCCGCUUGCAAGGAAUGCUUGCUGAACUACAUCAACCACCAGCGCGACAAAGGCGAGGUUCCCUGCUGCUUCAACUGCCGUGAACCCAUCAACGCGCGUGAUGUCUUCGAGGUCGUGCGCCACGACCACGUCGUUGACAAACCAACACACAGUUUUGGUAUUGGCGCUCCACCAUCGGCUACCCAGACACCGCGCAUUAGCUUACGGCGGAUUGGCCUCAGCGGCUCUGCGAAAACCCAAGCUCUACUCACCCACCUCAAGAAGAACAGGAAAGAAGAUCCCCAGGGGAAAACUGUAGUCUUCUCGCAGUUCACAUCUUUCCUCGACCUCAUCGAACCUGCACUUGCUCGAGAUCACAUCCCCUUCCUCCGCUUCGAUGGCUCCAUGGCGCAAAAAACGCGCGCCGCCGUUCUUGCCGAGUUCACCGCGUCCCCGAGACCCUAUGUACUGCUGCUUUCGCUGCGGGCGGGCGGCGUGGGACUGAACUUGACCUGUGCGCGCAAUGUGUUCAUGAUGGAUCCGUGGUGGAGUUUUGCGGUCGAAGCGCAGGCUAUAGAUCGUGUGCAUCGCAUGGGUCAGGAGGGGAGUGUCAGAGUAGUAAGAUUUGUGGUCGAGGGCAGCAUUGAGGAGAAGAUGCUGAGGAUUCAGGAAAGGAAGAAGUUCAUUGCGAGUAGCUUGGGUAUGAUGAGCGAAGACGAGAAGAGAGUGCAGAGGAUUGAAGACAUCAAGGAACUGCUCAGCUGA
Ascochyta rabiei is the source of this 3507-nucleotide messenger RNA. Its product is annotated as DNA helicase rad5. The record is from RefSeq and is a predicted model, not a curated record. Gene Ontology annotation, molecular function: nucleic acid binding; zinc ion binding; ATP binding. The transcript has 3 exons. Bases 1 to 3507 code for a protein of 1168 amino acids. NCBI's taxonomy places the organism in Eukaryota, Fungi, Ascomycota, Dothideomycetes, Pleosporales, Didymellaceae.